CCGUCAGCAGCUGACGUGUUGCUUUCAGGCUUUCAGCUCCCAUCCAAACAGAGACACUUGCUGCUACGGAGGCUCAAACGAACGCAGAAAUCAAGAGGAAAACAGAAAAAGAAAAGAAAAUCUGCAGCAAUGCCAGCCCCAACCUACCUAUCUCCUCCCUCCCUCCCCCUCCGCCACACCACCACCGCCACCGCCAGCGCGCACCUCCUCUCCGGUGGCCGCCGCAACCGUGGCAGCCGCCCACGGCGCAUGUCAGGUCUCGUGCUACUUAAAGCCAAGGUCGGCGAUGUCGACGGAGGGCCCGAGCUCCUCCUGGCUUCGCGGCGACACGCCGUCCUCGGCGUGGCCAGGGUCCUCUUCGCGGCGGCGAACGAGCGGUGCCUGCGGGGCAUGGACCGGGCGGCGCUCGGGCGCGGGGGCUUCUUCGCGGGGGCCAUGGCCAACUCGUGGAGGGUGCUCAUGCAGGGGCUCGCGUCGCUCAUGUUCCUCUGCGCGCGCGCCGACGAGUAUGUCCGGCAGCCGCCGAGCCCGCUUGUGCUCACGCCCCACGACAAGCCGGCCGCUCAUCCUCAGCAGGUGCACAUUUCAACUGUGGGAAGGAACAAGAUGAGGAUUUCAUGGGUCACUGACGACCGGAACACGCCGUCGGUGGUGGAGUACGGCGAAUCUCGGGGCAACUACACCGCGUCAGCGACGGGCGACCAGGCGACGUACAAAUACUUCUUCUACGAGUCCGGCGCGAUCCACCACGUGACGAUCGGCCCGCUGGCGCCCGGCACAACCUACCACUACCGGUGCGGCAAGGCCGGCGACGAGCUCACCCUCCGGACCCCUCCGGCGUCCCUCCCGCUCGAGCUCGUCGUCAUCGGCGACCUCGGGCAGACCCGGUGGACGGCGUCGACGCUGGCGCACAUCGGCGGCGCGGACUACGACAUGCUGCUGCUCCCGGGCGACCUGUCGUACGCGGACACGCAGCAGCCGCUGUGGGACUCGUUCGGGCGGCUGGUGCAGCCGCUGGCGAGCGCGCGGCCGUGGAUGGUGACGGAGGGCAACCACGAGGCGGAGGCGCUCCCCGUCGUCGGCUUCGCGCCCUUCGUCGCCUACAACGCGCGGUGGCGGAUGCCGCACGAGGAGAGUGGCUCCGCCUCCAACCUCUACUACUCGUUCGACGCGGCCGGCGGCGCGGCGCACGUCGUGAUGCUGGGCUCCUACGCCGAGUUCGAGGAGGGGUCGGCGCAGCGCGCGUGGCUGGAGCGGGACCUCGCCGGCGUGGACCGGCGGAGGACGCCGUGGCUGCUGGUGCUGCUGCACGCGCCGUGGUACAACACCAACCAGGCCCACCAGGGGGAGGGCGAGGCGAUGCGCGCCGCCAUGGAGGCGCUCCUCUACGAGGCCCGCGUCGACGUCGUCUUCUCCGGCCACGUCCACGCCUACGAGCGAUUCACGAGGAUCUACGACAACGAGGCCGACGGCCGGGGCCCGAUGUACAUAACCAUCGGCGACGGCGGCAACAGAGAAGGGCUUGCUCUCAAGUUCCUGGAGGAUCACAAGUCGGCGCACCUGUCGGUGUUCCAGGAGGCGAGCUUUGGGCACGGCCGGCUGAGGAUCGUGGACGAGACGAGCGCCGUCUGGACGUGGCACCGCAACGACGACGAAUACGCCACCGUCCGCGACGAGGUCUGGUUGGAGAGCUUGGCUA
Messenger RNA from Triticum aestivum (bread wheat), 1699 nucleotides. Its product is annotated as purple acid phosphatase 22. Gene Ontology annotation, molecular function: acid phosphatase activity; metal ion binding. Lineage: Eukaryota; Viridiplantae; Streptophyta; Magnoliopsida; Poales; Poaceae. The record is from RefSeq and is a predicted model, not a curated record.